Messenger RNA from Gigantopelta aegis, 1062 nucleotides. RefSeq names its product tigger transposable element-derived protein 1-like. NCBI's taxonomy places the organism in Eukaryota, Metazoa, Mollusca, Gastropoda, Neomphalida, Peltospiridae. Gene Ontology annotation, molecular function: DNA binding. The record is from RefSeq and is a predicted model, not a curated record. Bases 1 to 1062 code for a protein of 353 amino acids. Gene Ontology annotation, cellular component: nucleus. The transcript has a single exon.
AUGUCAUCUGUGGGCUUUGGGUAUACCCGCACUGAAGUACUUAAUAUUGCCUUAGACCUUGCUGUUCAUCUUGGCAAAAGAGAAAAGGGUGAAAAACCAUUUUCCCUGCGAUGGUUUUAUGGGUUUAUGAAGCGAUGGCCCGAGCUUAGAGUUCAAAAACCACGAUCACUUGAAAUCAUGCGUGCCAAAGCAACAUCAAAAGAUACCAUCAACAAAUACUUUGAUAGCCUGGAACAGAUUUUAGACAAGUAUGAUUUACGAAACAGUCCAGAGUCCAUCUACAACAUUGAUGAAAAAGGCAUCGUAGAAAAUCACAAACCCCCAUCUAUUGUUGCAUCACGUUCCAAUGUCCCAGUUGCUGUAACAACGAGCAGGUCCAACACUACUACGGUUAUUGGGUGUGGAAAUGCCCUUGGUGUUGCCAUACCACCGUAUUUUGUUUUCAAGGGAAAGCGCAUGCGGGAGGAAUUGUUAGCAGGUUGUACGGCAGGCACUGCAGGAACCGUUAGUGAAACGGGUUGGUCGAAUACUGGUAUUUUUCAAAAGUAUCUUAAAGAACAUUUUUCAAAGUAUGUUCCAGCAGCAUCUUCUGACAAGCCUGUCUUAAUUCUUUAUGAUGGUCACACGUCACACAUAAAUGUUUCCCUGAUCCAGUGGGCACGAGAGAGGCACAUAAUAUUAUUUGUAUUACCUGCUCACACAUCGCAUGUUCUUCAGCCAAUGGAUGUGGGAUGUUUCGGCCCGUUCGAACGCAUUUACAAUGGCAUGAGACAUACCUACAUACGCGAACAUGCAACAUCGGGUAUUGACAGACAUUCCCUUUGUGAGACUGUCUGGAAAGCUUACUGUGCAGCACUCACACCCGCCAACCUGCAGUCAUCGUUCAGAAAGACCGGGAUUUAUCCAUUUCAUAGAGACGUUAUACAGCCUUCAACAUUCCUGCCUUCAGCUGUUUUAAGCAACAACAUGGAGUCAGAAAAUGAUCACAAACCAGGGCAACUGUCAACUGUGAAGACAAUUCAUCAAAAUGCAAGACGUUUUUCACAACUGCAGAAGAAGUGA